AUGAAAACGGCCGAGGAGGCGCAAGAUGAAGAUAUCGGCUCGUAUCAUUGUGAUUCAAAUCGAGAUCACGAUCACUCAGUGUUUUCUUCAAAAUUAACAAAAGUCGAAGAAAGCUAUGUAUCUCCCGACGUCAUAAUGGUGAUGCGCCACUCGGAAAGAGUCGACGAUUGCUGUCCAGGAUGGAUCGAAAAAUGCAAUAAAGCCGGCAAAUACGAGCCGUUCGAUUUGAAUAUGCCCUCUCGCCUCCCAAUAAUUCGACCGCUUCGCGAUUUCAUGUGCGACACAAUUCUAACACGAAGCGGCGUCGUUUUAGCGCAAAUGGUUGGCCGCGGCCUCUAUAUGACCGACAAUGUGCCAGACGUGAUCUAUUGCUCGCCGUCGUUGCGCUGCAUUCAAACCGCCUCGCUCGUCAAACAACUCUCCGGCAGCAACGCGCUCGUUCGCGUCGAGCCCGGCCUCUUCGAGGACUUCAAAUACCCCAAAGGGGUCCCGUGCUUUUUGACGCCGAUUCAACGCCACAUUUUUCCCGUCGAUAAAACCUAUCGACCAUUGAUGUCCAUCGAGAAGGUCGUCAGCCGUCAGGAGACCAACGAGGAAUACAACGAACGAAUUCACACCGUGCUCACGAGCAUCGCCGAGCAAAACGAAAUCGUCGUUGGACGCAAAGAGCUCAAAGUGCUGAUUGUUGCGCACGCCUCAACCGUCGAUAUGUCGAUCGGGCUGCUCCGCGAGCGUCCACGAUAUACGCGCAAAGACGAGCUGCUCAACAUCGCGCUUCCCGUUCCCUAUUGCGCGAUGGCUUAUCUCAAAAAGAAAAAGGGCAACUGGUGCCCGAAUCCGCACGCCGUACCGCCAGUCACCUACGAGCAUCUCACCACAAUCUACAAUCCGCAUUUUUUGCAUCGCCCUUAA
Messenger RNA from Caenorhabditis bovis, 912 nucleotides. The record is from the annotation of a GenBank genome assembly. Lineage: Eukaryota; Metazoa; Nematoda; Chromadorea; Rhabditida; Rhabditidae.